GUAAAAAAUUAAGAUUCAGAUUGAAAAGUCGAAGCCAGACAAGCAACUGAAUGAAUUGCCUAUAUUCUUUUUCUGAACGUGUAUCGAUCAGAUUCGAUCUCUACGGCGUAGUCAAAAAUGUCUCUCCAGAGUCUGAAGACAGUCGGAUAUGCCCCUUCAGCUAUGCCUUUUUCGCUUGUCUCCAUGACCAUAAUCUUCCUCUGUAGGCCCAACGAUGCACAACCCCUCGAUUUCUUUUGCUCAGAAAACACUACUGUAUACACUUCAAAUAGCACUUUCGCAGCUAACCUCAAACUUGUUCUCAUCUCUCUAUCAUCUAACACUUCGGCCUCAGGUGGGUUUUAUAACACCUCCGUAAUCUCCAAUUCCGACCAAGUCUACGGGCUUGCACUUUGCAGAGGCGAUGUCGCCGCUGAUGUUUGUCAGAACUGCAUCAAUACUGCAAGUCAAGAGAUCCUGCAAGAGUGCCGAAACAAGCAAGAAGCAAUUAUAUGGUACGAGUUUUGUCUACUACGCUACUCCUACUGGAAAUUCUUCUCUACGAUGGUGUAUGCCGGAAAGUUUCCCAAGUGGAAUGAAAGGGAGCAGAAUGUAACGAACCCAGAUGAGUACCCUAUUAUCUGGGAUAAUUUGAUGAGAAACCUCAUUACCCAGACAGCAUAUAGUAAGCUUAUGUUCGCUACCGGAGAGGCCAGUGUUUCAAAUACAGAGAAGACAUAUGGUCUGAUGCAGUGCACAAGGGACCUAAAUAGGGGCGAAUGCGCAAAUUGCCUAAGAAAUGAAAUGGGAGAAUUUCAAACAGGUUCCCUUUCUCGUACUGGGGGAAUGGUUCUCGACACGAGUUGUAAUUUGAGGUACGAACCAUACCUCUUCUAUAAUGGUUCAAGUGCUUCCCCAACUGCGAACGGUAAGUACUUCACGUCUCUCCUGCUCUAUGAGCAAAGGGUCCAAAAUAUUCCAUUUGGAACUCCUGAUUUCCCAGAAAAAAAUAUACAAGAUGGAAAUCAAAUGAACUCUUCAGAACUGCCCCUAAUGGAUUUUGAUGCUAUAAAAGUAGCUACAGACAACUUUUCAGAUUCGAAUAAGCUUGGACAAGGUGGGUUUGGCACUGUGUACAAGGGCAUGUUACCAAAUGGAAAAGAAGUAGCUGUGAAAAGGCUAUCGAGAAAAUCAUGGCAAGAUCCAAUACGACGCUCCCAACUUGACUGGCGAACAUACUUUAGUAUUAUUGGUGGGAUUGCACGGGGUCUUCUUUACCUUCAUGAAGACUCUCGACUCAAAAUCAUUCACAGAGAUCUCAAGCCUAGCAAUGUAUUGUUGGACCACGACAUGACCGCAAAGAUCUCAGACUUUGGGAUGGCCAGGAUCUUUUGUGAAAAUCAAAAUGCRGCUAAUACUAGAAGAGUUGUUGGGACAUAUGGAUACAUGGCUCCAGAGUAUGCAAUGGAGGGGUUAUUUUCGGUGAAAUCGGAUGUUUUCAGCUUUGGUGUUAUAUUGCUUGAGAUUAUAAGUGGGAAAAGAAACAGUGGCUUCUACCGUACAGAGCAUGCGCAAACCCUUCUUGCUUUCGCAUGGAGACUAUGGAUUGAGGGGAAAUGCUUGGAAUUUGCAGAUGCAGUAAUGUUAAUGGAUACAAAUACAAGGUGGAAGGCAGAGGUGAUGAGAUGCAUCCACAUUGGGCUUUUGUGUGUUCAAGAAGAUGCAGCUGAUAGGCCCACCAUGUCAUCUGUAACUCUUAUGUUAACAAAUGAAUCCGUACCUCUUCCUCAACCUAUAAAACCAGCAUUUGCCUUGUCAACACUCAUUCUUCAACCAAAUCACUCUUCUUCAGUCAUUUGUUCUGUCAAUAUGGCCACUAUUUCGGAUAUUUCACCACGUUGA
Messenger RNA from Nelumbo nucifera (sacred lotus), 1881 nucleotides. Lineage: Eukaryota; Viridiplantae; Streptophyta; Magnoliopsida; Proteales; Nelumbonaceae. The record is from RefSeq and is a predicted model, not a curated record.